UUUCACAAAAUACCAGGGUUCGAGGGAAAAAAUAAUACAUUUUUUUGGGGAGAGAAGGCUAUUUGUUUGUUGAAACUGUGAAACUGUGAAAACUUGAUCUGAGACCGAAAAUCGGAUCUCGGUUUUGGGUUUCGUGGACAAAAAAAGGCGACUAAUUGCGGCACUCACCCACCCACUCACCGACACCAACACACAAUCGCCCUCUCGUGUAAAACCAAUACAACAACCAACAACAACAUGCAAUCAUUGCAAAGUAGUUAAAUAAUUCUGCCCUGUCUGCGCUUUAUUUCCUUCUUCAUUUUUGGUUCUUCUCGUUUAAUUUCAACAAGUUUCUGUUCUCGCUUUUCCCUCUCUCCGGCCCCCUUUCCCUCCACCUACACAAACACCAGCAAACACUAACACACCUGACGCACACCGACACCAACACUAGUACAGGUCUCGUGUGACGUACGGCGCGAAAUUGUCGUCUUUGGCUUUUUGUUUGUGCACUUUUCGCCAAUUCCCUUUGUGUUCUGUGACAAGAAAGGUGUAAGGGGUGGGAGAAACGAGCAGCACCUGCAAAAAAGGCGGCACGAGAUCGGCAGAAAGCAGAAGAAACAUCAGCAAAGCGACCGGCUCCCCAGCACACACACACUCUCACAUACAGCAAAAAUGGUCAAGGAAAAGCCCAACUCAACUCGUAUUUACGACAAGGAUGGUUUCAGGCGACGAGCUGCCUGCAUUUGUGUCAAGUCGGAGAAUGAGGCGGAGGUACUUCUGGUUACCUCCUCUCGUCGUCCGGAGUUGUGGAUAGUUCCAGGAGGCGGCGUGGAACCCGAGGAAGAACCCUCUGUGACAGCUGUACGCGAAGUCCUUGAAGAAGCUGGUGUAGUUGGUGAUCUAGGUCGUUGCCUGGGAGUAUUUGAGAACAACGAUCAUAUGCAUCGCACCGAGGUCUUUGUAAUGAAUGUGAAACAGGAACUGGACGAGUGGGAGGACUCACGCAGCAUCGGCCGUAAGCGGCAAUGGUUCACCAUCGAUGACGCCUUGUCGCAGUUGGCGCUGCACAAGCCCACUCAACAGCACUAUCUGAUGCAGCUGCAGCACUCGAAGACACUGGACAAUACGAAUCGCGUGGUGAACGCUACUCAUCCGCCCAAGUUGACCAAUGCCGCCACACCGGCCGCGUCGCCCACCACGGCAUAAAGACACCAGAGAGCAGAAAUCAUGCAUCUACACACCACAAGCCACACACCACACACUUAACCCAAAACUAAUCCAAAAACAAACAAAACAAUGCUAACCCCCUUAUCCCAUACACAUUUUGACAUUUUCGGAAAUUUACAAAUAGACAGGCAGUCUUCUAGAUUAUUUUGAUUAAGCGAAACCUAUGUUACCCCGCAUCCAGCCCCCUCUCACAUAGCCCCAUUUGCGUUUAAGUUUAAGUCAAUGCGUUCAUUCAUGUCUUUAGUAAUUGUAAUGAGAUCUAAAUUUAUGUGCGUAUUCUAUCUAGAGCGAUUGAAGUUAAGGAGGAGGAGAAGAAAGCAUUAACGCUACUCGAUCAAUGAAUGCUAUGCGAUAACUAUGUAAUUCAAUAUCUAUAAACACAAAAACCACAACAACAAAAAUGGACAUGUAAUAAUUUUUGAGCGAAUAGCACUUUUUGCAAACACGAAACUAAAACUAGAUAACUAAACCCAGGAGAAACGAUAUCUAUUAGAUUUUUCUACUCUUUUUUAUAAUUUACUCAAAAGGCAUCUUACUUGAAAAUUGGAUAAUGAUUCAAAACAAGCGCUAUCGUAAAACUUUUGUUAUUAUGCUAAGCGGCCUAAACAAUAAAAUGUAACCCUAAAUAGCGAUGACUAACGAAA
Molecule: messenger RNA, 1850 nt
Organism: Drosophila bipectinata
Lineage: Eukaryota; Metazoa; Arthropoda; Insecta; Diptera; Drosophilidae
Gene: Aps
Product: diphosphoinositol polyphosphate phosphohydrolase 1 Aps
Biological process (GO): diphosphoinositol polyphosphate metabolic process; diadenosine hexaphosphate catabolic process; adenosine 5'-(hexahydrogen pentaphosphate) catabolic process
Cellular component (GO): cytoplasm; nucleus
Molecular function (GO): diphosphoinositol-polyphosphate diphosphatase activity; endopolyphosphatase activity; bis(5'-adenosyl)-hexaphosphatase activity
Source: RefSeq, a predicted model, not a curated record